AUGGAAUUUAAUAAUAAUGUGAUCUCAAAAAUACCAAGUCUUAAAUGUAAUCCUUAAGGUUUUUAAUAAUUAUAGAAGCAGAUAACUCUUUUCAAAGAUACCAAAAUCCAUUGAAUGAAUUAUAAAUUAAAAGCGAAUCUAAUUCCUUUGAAUAGAAAUAACCUAAUUAUUUAAUUCCUAUGUAGCCUUACAUAUUUUAUCCUUCCACACCAAUAUAUCCAAUCCUAGGUGUUAAUUAUAACUUAAUGUAGGAGAAAUAAAGAGUGAAUAUAUCGAAUAAGCUAAUCAAUUCAUGAAGCAUGGAAUCUAAAAUAGUCUAGCAAGCAUGAUAUAAUAACAAAUUAUUACUUAGAAUGAAUUCAAAACUAAUUAAACUGUUUAUGGUUGUAAAAAGAUGUGUGAAAUUGAUUCCAUGUUAAUUGGCAGAUAUUACAAUUAAAAGUAUUGGGUAAUGAGUAUAUUCUAAUAGAGAUAUUUCAAAAUUCAAACUAAAACUAUAAAAUAGAUCAAACUAAAACACAAAAUACUGAUUGGCUUAAGUCAAGAUUGAAACAUAGAUAUAAAUCUUAAAUUUAUGCUUCAUUUUUAGAAAUGAUUGAUCUAAUCUAAGAAGAAGGAGAGUUAUUUAUGAAUGCAAGAACUCAAGCAAUAAAGUUAUAAAAUAUAAAAGUGUUUUAAAAUCUGGAAAGAUAGAUUUAAAAAUUGGUAAAAUCAAAAAAAAAUUUUGAUGUCUUUUUGCUUGAAAUUUAAAAAGUCUUAGCAGAUUUUAUUUUCUCGUCUUUAAAUUGA
Messenger RNA from Paramecium pentaurelia, 789 nucleotides. Lineage: Eukaryota; Ciliophora; Oligohymenophorea; Peniculida; Parameciidae. The record is from the annotation of a GenBank genome assembly.